Camelina sativa (false flax) is the source of this 2632-nucleotide messenger RNA. Its product is annotated as receptor-like serine/threonine-protein kinase SD1-8. The record is from RefSeq and is a predicted model, not a curated record. Gene Ontology annotation, biological process: protein phosphorylation. Gene Ontology annotation, cellular component: plasma membrane. Gene Ontology annotation, molecular function: protein serine/threonine kinase activity; ATP binding. Lineage: Eukaryota; Viridiplantae; Streptophyta; Magnoliopsida; Brassicales; Brassicaceae.
CUGCCUACUUUUGGGUUUGAGUUUUUUGCUUCUUCUUCUUAAACGAGAGAAGAGUAUGAAAGCCCUUGAACGAGAGAAGAGAAAGAAAGAGCUAGAGACCAAGAAGAAAAAUUCAAGAAUUGCACCAACCAAAGAGAAACAGAGGAGAUCAUGAUGCUCACAAACGCAAAUGCCGGAGGAGGAGAUGACAACAGAAGUAUCCAAGGAGGACAUUUUGUUGAUUGGCCUAGAGUUGAAUAUAAGUUAUACAUACAUAUGCAUCAGUCUGCCUUGUUUCUUUUGCUUUUGCUUGGUAGUAUGCCUUUGUCGUCGUGUUCCAUAUCUCUGAGGUUUUCAGAGAACAAUGAGACACUCGUGUCUCCUAGUAAGCUCUUUGAGAUGGGUCUCUUCAGAUCCAGGGUUCCAGAACAGAAUCGUUGGUAUCUAGGAAUUUGGUUUACAAAAUUCCCCAGCAAAGUAGUUUGGGUUGCUAAUAGAGACGAUCCUCUCUCCAGUCCCACUGGAAUCUUCAACAUCUCAAAUUCGGAGCUGGUCCUCUUCGAUAGUUUCGGUGUUGUAUGGAAGAGGAACUUGGAGAACCUUGUCAAUAAGGAAUCCUCGGUGGUGGCAGAGCUUCUCGAUAACGGCAAUUUCGUGGUAAAAGAUCCAACCGGGUUGUUAUUGUGGCAGAGCUUUGAUUCUCCCACUGACACUUUACUCCCUGGAAUGAUACUUCAUGAUCAUGACACAAGCAUACAAUCCUGGAAAAGCUCACAAGAUCCGUCCAGUGGAGACUUCAGAUACUUGAUCACAAAUCUUCAAGAAGGUUUCAUUCUUCUUGGCGAUGGAAUUUACGCGACACGUAUCUUUCCGAUCAAAACAGUACCUUCCACUACGAAUGCCACCUUCCCUGCAAUGUUAAGAAUGGAGGAAGAUGGAGUCGUCCGGCUCCUCGUCUGGCGAGGAAAAUGGGAAGUGGACUGGACUUCUCCAGCUGAGGACGAUUGUGAUACGUACAAAGCCUGUGAUGGUGAUAAUAAGUUCUGCAACAUAGUAAACCUUAACCCCAUGUGUAACUGUAUCAAAGAAUUUGAGCCAAGUGACCAUCAUUCUGGAAAGCAUUGCGUGAGAAAGACAAAACUGAGUUGCCUUGAGAAAGAGUUUGCCAAGAUGACAAAUAUGAAGCUUCCAGAGUUUGGAGAGCAAAUGAUCCACACGAUUGCAGUUGUACGGCGUUUGCAAACGUGGACACGCAAAAUGGCAUGUCAGAUUGCAUGAUGUGGUCAGAUUCUGAGCCGUUAAUUGAUGUUCGCAGUUACAAUGGCGGCGACAAGGGGCAAGAUCUAUAUAUAAAGAUAGCCGUGCCUGCAGAUUUCGGAAAUAAGAAUAUGAGUGAAACCACCAUCGGGUUGAUUGCUGGAGGAGCCAGCACAUUGCUUCUCAUCUUCAUCGUGCUUCUCUUAUUCAAAAAAAGAAUAAGAAAGAUGAUGGCAAGAACAAUUGUGUGUCAACGUGAAAAUCCAACCAUGGAGAUGAUAAGCAUAACCGAGGAAUGGCAAUCAAAAGCCAUGGAUUUUGAAGUCAUUUCCCAAGCCACCAACUUCUUCUCUGACUCCAACAAGAUUGGAGAAGGUGGUUUUGGUAACGUUUACAAGGGUCGGUUACUUAACGGGUUAGAGGUUGCUGUCAAGAGGAUUAUUAGUAUGACACCUGAGGGGAUCGAAAACUUUGACAACGAGGUGAGACUCAUUGGGCUAGUUCAGCAUAUAAACAUCAUCCGACUCAUUGGUUUUUUCUCUGACGAAAACGAGAGGAUCCUAGUAUAUGAGCACCUGGAAAACCUAGGACUCAACUCGUGCAUUUUCGACACAACCCGAAGCUCUUCUUUAAACUGGCAAAAGAGAUUCGACAUUGCCAUUGGUAUUGCUCGAGGGCUUUCAUACCUUCACCAAGAUUCCCGAUUCAAGAUAAUCCACCUUGACCUGAAACCAAGCAAUAUCUUGCUUGGUGUAGACAUGAUCCCAAAGAUCUCCGAUUUUGGGAUGGCAAAGACACUGGCAAGGGACGAGACAGAAGCUAUUGCCACGGGCGGGGGCGGAACUUUUGGUUACAUGCCGCCCGAAUACUUGAGAAACAAUAUAUACUCUGUGAAAUACGAUGUUUUCAGCUUUGGGGUCUUGCUUCUUGAGAUUCUCAGUGGAAAGAGAAACAGUAGGUUCCCUGCCCUGAACGACGGAGAAACUCUUCUAAGCUACAUAUGGAGUAACUGGAGCGAAGGAAAGGGGCUAGAGAUCGUCGAUCCGGCCAUUACAUCUUCAUCAGAAUUUCGACCAGAUCAAGUUCUAAGGUGCAUACAGAUUGGUCUCUUGUGCGUUCAACAACUUGCACAAGACAGACCGACUAUGUGGUUGGUGGUUCUCAUGCUAGAAAGUGAAACAGUUGAUAUCGAUAUGCCUAAAUCCCCCGGUGACACUAGUUCAUCCUCGAGGGAACAUCUAGAUGAUGAAUCUUACAGCGUUUGUCAAAUGACCAUGUCGACCAUGAACGGUCGGUAAUAACUUACUUCCAGAAAUUCGACAAGGAUUCUAAGUUUUAUAACAUCUCGUUUUCGAACAAAAAGUUAUCUUUGUAAAACUCAAAUCUCUCAAGUUCA